Messenger RNA from Bipolaris victoriae FI3, 612 nucleotides. RefSeq lists its product as hypothetical. The coding region runs from base 1 to 612 and encodes 203 amino acids. The transcript is spliced from 2 exons. NCBI's taxonomy places the organism in Eukaryota, Fungi, Ascomycota, Dothideomycetes, Pleosporales, Pleosporaceae. The record is from RefSeq and is a predicted model, not a curated record.
AUGAAUGACGCAUCAUCCGAAUCCUGCAAUCCAGAAGGCCUCGCCACACAAACUCCUACACAAGACCACACUCGAAACAUCGACCCAGCUCCAAGCCUUCUAAGUCUCCCAGCCGAACUCCGCCUAAUAAUCUACGAACACACAUUCACCCACCAAACCAUCCACGUGCGCCCAAAAUCCUACUCCUCCCUAGGCACCGAACCUCCACUGCAAUCCCAUAGCGCCCAAAAAUACCGAUCAGUAAUUUCCCUCCUCCUAACCUGCAAAACAACCCGCAAGGAAGCAACUCCAACUUUCAACGCACUCGUUACUUUCGACCUAACAGCUUAUUAUGACUGCAUGGCCGCAGUGUACGAAUUGGGACCCGAUAUAUGUCGGGGUAUUAAGAGUAUACGCGUGGAUUCGAGACUGGCGAAGAGGUUGGCGGCGGGGACGCAGCAGGGCCGUGUGAAGGAGACGGGGUAUCGGGAUUUGCUGCCGGCGUUGCGGCAUGUGUAUGUAAGUGAUAAUAUUGUGGUGUUCGGGGUGUUGGCGAUAAGUCAUGAUUUAGCUAUUAGGGCGUUGCGGGUAUAUUUUGGGUGGGAAGGGUUGGAAGUGCAUUUUCCUGGGUGA